UUACAAUUUUCAAAUCCAACGGAGAAACAUGGAAGAUGAGGACGAUUUUGUUAUUGUUCACGUUUGGUCUCUGUUUUCUCCAAAGUCUAAGUUUAAGUGAGGAUUUGUCUCCGAACGUUUUCCAAAGCCUAUUCCCGGUGAAGACUAAAGACCUGGUGAAGAUCGGCUAUGAGGAAGAUGCUCUGCUGGACUUCAUGGGGCUCACGAGGAAGUACGGCUACCCGGCCGAGGAACACGAGGUGGUGACUCCAGACGGCUACAUCUUGUCCGUGUUCCGCAUCCGGCACCGGCGCUGCAACACCACGCGGCCCGUGCUCAUGCUGCACGGCAUCCUCGACUCCGCCGACACCUUCAUCAACCCCGGCGUGGGCCUCGCCUACCUGCUCGCCGACGCCUGCCACGACGUCUGGUGCGCCAACGUCAGGGGCAACAGAUACUCCAGGGAACACAUCAAGUGGGACCCCGACAAGGACAAGGAGUUCUGGCAGUUCAGCUUCCACGAGCACGGGACCGUCGACCUGGCGGCUACGGUCGACUACAUCCUGAGUGAGACGAAGGCAGACAAGGUCAACUACAUCGGCCACUCUCAAGGGACGACCAGUUUUUUCGUCCUCACGUCGACGCGCCCGGAAUACAACGCGAAAUUCAAUGUGGCAGUGUGCUUGAGCCCAGUGGCGUAUCUGUACCACGUGGGCAAUCCCAUGAUAAAAGUUAUAGCUCAUUUCAAUGCCCAAGUGAAAGCUUUGUUGGAUACGUUCAAAAUAAACGAGAUAUUAGGGAGGCAUGAGUUGCCGGGUCGAGUGUUGGAGUUCGCGUGUCAGUUCGUCCCUAACAUUUGUGCCAUCGUGAGGUACUCGAUGUUUUUACAGAACAGGAUCAACACCACCGACAAGCGGCUGAGGACCAUCGCAGGGCACGUCCCCGCCGGCACCUCAACCAAGAACUUGCAUCACUUCUCGCAAAUCAUCAACGAGAAUGUCUUCAGAAUGUACGACGCGGGAGUGAACAACAAUUUGAAGCUCUACAAUCAGACGACCCCUCCUGAUUACGAUUUAUCCAAAGUUACGGCCCCCGUGGUUCUGGUCUGCGCUAAAGGAGAUGUGUUCGCCACGCCAGCUGAUUUGAAGAAGCUCAGAGACCAGCUGCCGAAUGUUCUGGAAGUGUUCACACUGACUGAUUCCAACUGGGGCCACCUGGACUACACGGCUGGAAACGGUAUACCAAAAUACUUAGCGCCUAAAGUGAUGGAAUAUUUGAACGCUAAGUGAUGAAGUUAAUUUGGUUUUACGCACUUCAGUAUUAGUAAUAUUUAUUU
This is a messenger RNA of Plutella xylostella (diamondback moth), 1315 nucleotides long. Its product is annotated as lipase 1. Lineage: Eukaryota; Metazoa; Arthropoda; Insecta; Lepidoptera; Plutellidae. Gene Ontology annotation, molecular function: hydrolase activity, acting on ester bonds. The record is from RefSeq and is a predicted model, not a curated record.